Molecule: messenger RNA, 1986 nt
Organism: Alosa alosa (allis shad)
Lineage: Eukaryota; Metazoa; Chordata; Actinopteri; Clupeiformes; Clupeidae
Exons: 10
Coding region: 510-1469 (319 amino acids)
Biological process (GO): positive regulation of ERK1 and ERK2 cascade; interleukin-15-mediated signaling pathway; T cell activation
Cellular component (GO): external side of plasma membrane; membrane raft
Molecular function (GO): MHC class II protein binding; protein tyrosine kinase binding
Source: RefSeq, a predicted model, not a curated record
GGGACCCACUUUUUAAAAAUGACACUAUCGCGACCCAACUCGUGACUGUGGUAGCAGCUAGUUAACAAACUACAUUUAUUACCUUAUUGAACCGAGCGUCUACAGUAAGGAGAAGCUGGUUGUAUAAGUCAUUGGAUGCCUAUAACUAUGUCGUAAAUGGUCAUGUCCAAGACUUACAAUACAAUUAUGUUUCGGGUGAGUUUUGUGUUGUAAGAGCUGACAUAUUACCGAGCCAGCGCCAAGGUCACAAGGCAAAGAUGUACCAGGCUUGGGUUAUCGUGAGUCGAACGAACAACUACGUUCUCACUGGAAACUGUACUUGUAUGGCAGGAAAAAAAAAGACGACAACUAUGGCUAAAUGCCAUCAAAAGAAAGGACUGGGCGGAGGCGAUCAUCAAGAAUGCUCAUGUUUGCAGCGCACACUUCAUAACAGGCGAGGCUUCUACAGAUGAGAACAAUCCAGAUUUUGCCCCCUUCUGUCUUCCUAUUGUCAGCAGAGUGCCAGGUCUAUGGAAAAGGUUGCAAGGCUUGAAAGAAAAAAGAAAAGGGAUAACGCUACUUGGACAGAUGAGCAGGAGGAAGCUUCUUGGCAUGUCCAUGCUGAUGAUGCCCUAUUGACAGCAGAUGAACCAGAAGAGAAUAUGGUCCCACAAGAAGCCUACAACAGUCUAAACAACGCGGUCAUGGUUGUGGACAAAAAAACAUCACAGAUUUUCUGCAUCACCACUCUCCUCUUCACGGCUUUACAUGUCCAAGGUGUAAGAGGAUACUGGAUAAGAGAUAGGUAUGUAGCUGCUGGAGGGCAUGAAUCCUUGCCAUGUGCCGACAUGUGUAUGUCAGACUGCCUUAAGACUAUAUGGACCUACAGCAGCCCUCAAGGAGAACGGUUUGAUGUGAUGACGUAUGGGAGGGUCAGAACAGACAACACGAAGAGAGCUGAGAGAAUGAGCCCGAACCACUGCUGCAGCCUGGGCAUUGCUAAUGUCACUGCUGAAGAUGCUGGAGAAUACUAUUGUGGACCAGGAGGUGGAGAGAUUUCUCUCUCCAUCUUAGACAUCUCUGCAUCUCCAUCAAGGACGGACAGUGAUGUCUCUCUCUCCUGCCUCCUGCACACCCAUAAGGGCUGUGAAAAACGGUCUUUUACUGACAAGAUUCAUCGGAGCUGGAUAGAUGAGAAAGGUUCUCCACUGCAAGAAUCUGCUGACCGCCAGAUCCAAAACACAUCUGCCUGUCACACCACACUCAAAGAGUCGCACCUUCACCAAAGGGAGAAGACAUGGAGUUGCCAACUGACCACCAGAUGGAGAUGGCUUAAAAUUGUAGCCACCUAUACAAUGUUAGAUCCAGAUCCAACCGGAAGAUCCCCGGGACUCAUGAUGGAAUCUGACGAAAUGGGAAAAGCAAAGAAGGGGAAAUCCAGUGCAUCUUUAGAGCCUCUUGAAGAUACUGAACUUCAAGAUUUGAAAUAACACCAAACCCCUUCCCUUAUAUAAUAUAAUUUUCUUGAGAUUUAAAAGCAAGAUUUUUAAAUUAUAUACUUACACGUGGUACAUUAAAGCUACAGUGUGUAGGAUUUAAGGCCAUCUAGAAAUGGAAUACAGUAUUCAAAAUGAUGUUUUUAGUGUAUUAUUACAUACAUACAUACAAGACUUGUGUUUUUGUCAGCUUAGGCUUAAAAUGAGCCCAUUAUAUCUAAAGUCCAUGUGCAUAUUGUGCCACCAUCUUGUUACUAGUCUAUAUUACUAUGUAAGUCAACAAGAAUAGUUAAUAGUGUUUGGCUUUAUUAUCUUGUUGAUUUGUGUUGUCUCACUACUUUUUAAACUUUUUUUGGCCUUCCUUGUCUGUAUCUAUUUUAUUUAUUCAUUUGUCCUUUUAUUUAAUAUACUGUAUCCUAAGACUUGUUCCUAUGUCUCAGGGAUAUUGUGUGUGUGUAAAAAGAAUGCUAAAGAUGAGCAUGCAGUAUGUGCAGCAUCAGGUUGGCAUCAG